Molecule: messenger RNA, 2817 nt
Organism: Lathyrus sativus (Indian pea)
Lineage: Eukaryota; Viridiplantae; Streptophyta; Magnoliopsida; Fabales; Fabaceae
Source: the annotation of a GenBank genome assembly
AUGAUAAUGGUUGAGUCAGUUGUGUCCUUUACAAUUGAAAGGCUCGCUGACCUCCUAAUUGAAGAGGCCAGUUUGUUACGCGGCGUAAGUGGCCAAAUCAAAAAAUUACAGACUGAACUAAAGAGGAUGCAAUGCUUCUUAAGAGACGCCGAGAGAAAGCAAAAUGAACGUGGUGAGAUUAUAAAGAAUUGGAUAUCAGAUAUCAGAAAAUUAUCUUAUGAUGCAGAGGAUGUGAUUGAAAGUUAUGCCUUCAGCGUUUCAGUUUCGAGCGCAAUGAUUUCUUUCUCUAAACUAAAACAUGUUCACGAGGUUGGAAAAAAGAUUUUAUCUAUUAACUAUCAAGUAGCUGACCUUACAAGAAGUUUACAAACCUAUGGUUUGACUGCAACAACAAGAGACAAUGAAGAAUCACACUUUGUGUUCGAGACACAAAAGCAAUUGCGAUGGUCUUAUUCUCAUGCAGUUGAAGAGUUCAUCGUAGGGUUGGACGCGGACAUAAAGGAUAUAGUGGAAUGGCUAGUAAAUCAAGAUCGAAAUUGUCGAGUGGUUUAUAUUUGCGGAAUGGGCGGUCUAGGUAAAACAACACUUGCUAAAACUGUUUAUCACUAUAAUUCCAUUAGGCGGCAUUUUGAGGGUUUUGCUUGGGCUUACAUAUCUCAGAAAUGCAACAGAAGAGAGGUUUGGGAGGGUAUUUUACUUCAGCUUACUACUUCUUCUUCCAAAGAAGAGAGGGAUGAGAUUCGGAACAUGAGAGACGAAGAACUCGCUGAAACGCUGUACAAAGUUCAACAAGAGAAAAAGUGUUUGAUCGUCUUGGAUGACAUAUGGAGCAAUGAGACUUGGGAUAUUUUAAGCCCAGCUUUACCGUCGGAAAAUACAAAGAGUAAGAUAGUUUUUACAUCACGCAAUAAAUCAAUCUCGUCGCAUGUGGAUCCCAAAGGCCUGCUUCAUGAACCAGGGUUCUUAAAUGCAGAAGAUAGUUGGGCGUUGUUUCAGAAGAAAACUUUUCCGUCAAAAGAUGAUCCAGAAUUCACAAUCUGCAAUGAGUUUGAAAGAUUAGGCAGAGAUAUGGUUGCAAAAUGUUCUGGCCUGCCUUUGGCUAUCAUUGUUCUUGGAGGUCUUUUGGCUACAAAGGAAACAGUCAAUGAAUGGGAGAUGAUACAUAAACAUAUAACCUCAUACCUAAUAAGAGGAGAAGAUGUACUUGAAAGGCAAUCGAGAAUAACCGAGGUUUUGGACUUGAGUUACCAUGACUUGCCUUAUCAACUGAAACCGUGUUUUCUCUAUUUAAGUCAAUUUCCAGAAGACUUUGAGAUACCAAAAAAUAAGUUAAUUCAGUUGUGGAUGGCAGAAGGUUUUGUUUCAUCUCAUUACGAGAUUGGAAGGGAUGAAACAAUGGAAGAUAUCGCCGAGCGUUACCUAGGUAGCUUGAUUAGCCGUUGCAUGGUACAAGUUGGUCAGAUAGGGUCGACCGGAAAGAUUAAGACUUUCCGACUGCAUGAUUUAAUGCGCGAUAUGUGUUUGUCAAAGGCUAGAAAGGAACAUUUUCUCUGUGUUAUCGGUAGACCGCAACAAAAGAGUAGUGGCAUUAGUAAUGUAUCAUCAUCAUCGAAUAUAUCAUUUGAUGCAAGAAAAAGCGAUGAAGUACGUCGGCUAGCUUUUUUCUUGGAUCAACAUGUUGAUAACUUGAGUCCACCUGAUGAGCAAGUGAAUCAACACCUCAGAUCACUUGUAUAUUUCCAUGAUAAGAAAUGCAGAGUUGAAAGCUGGAAGCGAGUUAAAGCUGUUUUUGAGAACUUCAAACUACUUAGAGUUCUUGAUCUCGAAGGAGUUAAGGGACCAAAGGGACAAAUCUUGCCUAAAGAAGUUGGAAAUCUCUUUUGGUUGAAGUUUUUGAGUCUGAAAAGAACUUGUAUACAAAUUCUUCCACCAUCAUUAGGCAAAUUGGAAAAUCUGCAGAGCCUAAAUUUGCAAACUAUCAAUAAAGUAAGUUGGGAUUCAACCGUAGAAAUUCCUAACAUUCUAUGGAAGUUGAAACGUUUGAGACAUUUAUAUCUUCCAAAUUGGUGUGAAAAUGUUUCUGGCAUCCUUCAACUUGAAAAUCUGAUCAACUUACGGACACUAGUAAACUUUCCGGCUAGUAGAUGUGAUGUAAAAGAUUUGUUAAAACUGAAAAAGCUCAAAAAGUUAGUACUGAACGAUCCAAGAUACUUUCAGAACUUCGCCGAAAGUUUCAGUUUAUGUAACAAAAAGCUGGAAUACCUGGAAUCACUGUCCUUAAAAACCGAUUUGCUUUCAUUCCCUGAUCAAGUGAUUGAUGUCGAAAAGUUGGUGUUAGGCUGUCCUUCACUUCACAAACUGCAUGUAGAAGGGAGACUGGAAAGGCUUCCCGAUGCUCGAUUAUUUCCUCCACAACUUUCGAAGCUAACUUUAUCGGGUUGUAAGCUUGUUGAAGAUCCAAUGGUAACAUUGGAAAAGCUUCCUAAUUUGAAGUACCUAAGUGUUUGGGAAAUGUUUGUUGGAAAGAAAAUGGUCUGUUCGUCGAAUGGUUUUCCUAAACUGAAAAUUCUAGCGAUCCGCGGCUUUUCGAAUUUAGAAGAGUGGGUGGUAGAGGAUCAAUCCAUGCCUUGUCUCUACAGAUUGAGUAUAUCUGAUUGCAACAAGUUGAAGAGUGUUCCUGAUGGACUAAAAUUUGUUGAUGGUUUGAGGGAGUUAGAGAUCAGAUGGAUGCCGAAAUCGUUCAAGAAUAGGCUUGGAGUUGCUGGAGAGGAUUACCACAAAGUCCAACAUGUUCCAUCUGUUGUGUUUUUCAACUAG